This is a messenger RNA of Neomonachus schauinslandi (Hawaiian monk seal), 2312 nucleotides long. It is a transcript of the gene RAVER1, whose product is annotated as ribonucleoprotein, PTB binding 1. Bases 33 to 2312 code for a protein of 759 amino acids. Gene Ontology annotation, molecular function: mRNA binding. The transcript has 13 exons. NCBI's taxonomy places the organism in Eukaryota, Metazoa, Chordata, Mammalia, Carnivora, Phocidae. Gene Ontology annotation, cellular component: cytosol. The record is from RefSeq and is a predicted model, not a curated record.
CCAAUCGGCGGGCGCGCCCUCGUUGCCGCUCUAUGCCGCUCCGCCCAGGCUCGCUGGUCCCAGAAGGCGCCGGGUUUCCCAAGAUGGCGGCCGACGUGUCCGUUACUCACCGGCCCCCGCUGAGCCCGGAGGCUGGGGCCGAGGUUGAAGCUGCUGAUGCCGCGGAGCGCCGGGCGCCCGAAGAAGAACUGCCGCCGCUAGAUCCAGAGGAGAUCCGGAAACGGCUAGAACAUACCGAGCGCCAGUUCCGUAACCGCCGCAAGAUACUGAUCCGGGGCCUCCCGGGGGACGUGACCAACCAGGAAGUGCACGACCUGCUCAGCGACUAUGAGCUCAAGUACUGUUUUGUGGACAAAUACAAAGGGACAGCCUUCGUGACCCUGCUGAACGGGGAGCAGGCUGAGGCUGCCAUCCGCGCCUUCCACCAGAGCCACCUGCGGGAGCGCGAGCUGUCCGUGCAGCUGCAGCCCACGGACGCCCUGCUCUGCGUGGCCAACCUGCCCCCCAGCUUCACCCAGCAGCAGUUCGAGGAGCUGGUGCGGCCCUUCGGCAGCCUGGAGCGCUGCUUUCUGGUCUACAGCGAGCGCACCGGCCACUCCAAGGGCUACGGCUUCGCGGAGUACAUGAAGAAGGACUCGGCCGCCCGCGCCAAGUCGGACCUGCUGGGCAAGCCGCUGGGCCCGCGCACCCUCUACGUGCACUGGACAGAUGCCGGGCAGCUGACACCUGAGCUGCUGCAUUCGCGCUGCCUCUGUGUCGACCAGCUGCCCCCUGGCUUCAGCGACGGGGACGCCCUGCGCCGGGCACUGGCGGCGGCCCACACACCCACCUUCUGCCAGCUGGCAUAUGGCCAGGAUGGACAGCUGAAGGGCUUCGCUGUGCUGGAGUACGAGACAGCGGAAAUGGCAGAAGAAGCGCAGCAGCGGGCGGACGGCCUGGUGCUGGGGGGCAGCCACUUGCGCGUCUCCUUCUGUGCCCCAGGGCCCCCUGGCCGCAGCAUGCUGGCCGCGCUCAUCGCUGCCCAGGCCACGGCCCUCAAUCGGGGCAAAGGACUCCUGCCCGAGCCCAACAUCCUGCAGCUGCUCAACAACCUGGGGCCCUCUGCCUCCCUCCAGCUGCUGUUGCACCCCCUGCUCCACGGCACUGCAGGGGGCAAGCAGGGCCUCCUGGGUGCACCUCCGGCCAUGCCGCUGCUCAGCGGGCCCGCCCUAUCCACGGCGCUCCUGCAGCUCGCCCUGCAGACCCAGAGUCAGAAGAAGCCCGGGAUCUUGGGAGACUCUCCCCUGGGCACCCUUCAGCCUGGGGCCCAGCCGGCCAACCCCCUCCUCGGGGAGCUGUCUGCAGGGGGGGCCCUGCCCCCGGAGCUGCCGCCCCGGCGAGGGAAGCCACCGCCUCUGCUGCCGCCACUGCUUGGCCCCUCUGGGGGUGACCGGGAAGCCAUAGGCCUGGGUCCCCCAGCAGCCCAGCUCACUCCACCCCCUGCCCCAGUGGGACUCCGAGGCACCGGCCUUAGGAGCCUCCAGAAAGACAGUGGACCUCUGCCAGCACCCCCUGGGGUCUCGCUGCUGGGGGAACCCCCAAAGGACUUCCGGAUCCCCCUGAAUCCCUACCUGAACCUACACAGCCUACUCCCGGCCAGCAACCUGGCGGGUAAGGAGGCUCGGGGCUGGGGAGGCACAGGGAGAAGCCGCCGCCCGGCUGAGGGCCACCUGCCUAACCCCCCAGCCCCUGGAGGUGGCGGUGGAGGCGGCGGCAGCAGCAGCAAAGCCUUCCAGCUCAAGUCCCGCCUGCUCAGCCCUCUCGCCAGCACCCGCCUGCCCCCUGAACCAGGGCUGCCUGACAGCUGUGGUUUCGACUACCCCUCGGAUGUGGGACCUCGGCGGCUCUUCUCCCACCCACGGGAGCCGGCGCUAGGGCCUCACAGACCCAGCCGACACAAAAUGUCCCCCCCGCCAAGUGGUUUCGGAGAACGGAGUGGCGGGGGCGGCGGGGGGCCCCUCUCCCACUUCUAUUCGGGUUCUCCCACUUCCUACUUCACCAGUGGCCUGCAGGCUGGCCUCAAGCAGAGCCACCUUAACAAGGCCGUCGGCUCCUCUCCACUGGGCUCCGGAGAAGGGCUCCUGGGCCUCGGCCCUGGGCCAAAUGGCCACAGCCACCUGCUGAAGACCCCACUGGGUGGCCAGAAACGCAGCUUUGCCCACCUGCUGCCCUCACCCGAGCCCAGCCCUGAAGGCAGCUAUGUGGGCCAGCACUCCCAGGGCCUUGGGGGCCACUACGCAGAUUCCUACCUGAAGCGCAAGCGGAUUUUCUAA